This is a messenger RNA of Solanum verrucosum, 2844 nucleotides long. RefSeq names its product putative disease resistance RPP13-like protein 1. The transcript has a single exon. Bases 7 to 2769 code for a protein of 920 amino acids. Lineage: Eukaryota; Viridiplantae; Streptophyta; Magnoliopsida; Solanales; Solanaceae. Gene Ontology annotation, molecular function: ADP binding. The record is from RefSeq and is a predicted model, not a curated record. Gene Ontology annotation, biological process: defense response to other organism.
UCAGAAAUGGAGGUUGUCUUGGCAGUUGGUGAUGCAUUUCUCUCUUCAGCUUUUGAUGUUCUCAUUGAUAGGCUUGCUCCUCAGGGUGAUCUUCUAAAAAUGUUACGGCAGCGUAAGAAUGAUGUUGAGCUCUUAAAGAAGCUGAAAUUGACUUUGCUUGGUCUUCAAGCUGUGCUAAGUGAUGCAGAGAAUAAGCAAGCAUCAAAUCAAUUUGUGAGAGAGUGGCUUAAUGAGCUUCGACAUGCUGUAGACUCUGCUGAAAACUUGAUUGAACAAGUCAAUUAUGAAGCUUUGAGGCUUAAGGUGGAAGGUAAGGAUCAAAACCUUGCAGGAACACUAUUUAAACCUUGGAAAAUGUUCUUGGGUGAUGAUUUUUUUGGUAAAAUAAAGAACAAGUUGGAAGAAACCAUUGUUACAUUGGAGGUGAUGGAAAAGCAAAUUGGCCGCCUUGGCUUAAAGAAGCAUUUUCGUUCGACUAAACAAGAAAGUAGAACACCAUCAACUUCGGUUGAAGAAUCUGAUGUCUUUGGUAGGCACAAGGAAAUAAAGGAUUUGAUUGACCGUUUAUUGUCUGAAGAUCCAAGUGGGAGAAACCUGACUGUAGUUCCUAUUGUUGGAAUGGGCGGCGCGGGUAAGACAACACUUGCUAAAGUGGUUUACAAUCAUGAGAGGCUGAAGGACCAUUUUGGUUUGAAAGCUUGGUAUUGUGUUUCUGAGGCAUAUGAUGCUUUGAGAAUAACGAAAGGGUUACUUCAAGAAAUUGGCUCAUUUGACUUGAAGAUUGAUGGCAAUCUUAAUCAGCUUCAAGUCAAAUUGAAGGAAAGCCUAAAGGGAAAGAAGUUUCUUAUUGUUCUAGAUGAUGUGUGGAAUGAAAACUAUAAUGAGUGGUAUGACCUGAGAAAUCUUUUUGUACAAGGAGAUAUGGGAAGCAAGAUAAUUGUGACGACACGUAAGCGGGAUGUUGCUAAGACGAUGUGUGAUGAGAAGAUGGAUCUUUGCGCAAUCACCUUGGGGCCUUUGCCUAGAGACGACUCUUGGGCUUUAUUCAAACGACAUUCACUACAAAAUGGGGAACAUCCAGAACUUGAAGAGGUUGGGAAAAAAAUUGCAGAGAACUGCGAAGGGUUGCCUUUAGCUCUAAAGACACUUGCUGGUAUUUUACGCCGCAAAUCAAAGGUGGAUGAGUGGACAGACAUUUUAAAAAAUGAAAUAUGGAAGCAGCAAAUUUGUUUGAAUGAUGUAAUACCAGUGUUGAUGUUGAGCUACAAUGAUCUUUCUCCUGAUUUGAAGGGAUGCUUUGCUUUUUGUGCAAUAUAUCCCAAAGAUUAUCAAUUCUGCAAAGACCAAGUUAUUUACAUGUGGAUCGCUAAUGGUCUUGUAGAUAAGGUAUGUUCAGGUAACAAAAUCUUUGACGAGUUGAGAUCAAGAUCAUUGUUUGAGAGGGUCCCAGGGUCUAAAUGGAAACCGGAGAGAUUCUUAAUGCAUGACCUUGUCAAUGAUUUGGCCCAAACUGUAUCUUCAAAACUUUGUAUUAGGUUGGAAGAGAACGAAGGAUCUAAUGAUAUGUUGAAACAAUGUCGUCACAUGUCCUAUUCCAUGGGACAAGAAGGUGAGUUUGAGAAAUUGAAACCACUCUCCAAAUCAGAGCAGUUGAGGACAUUGCUUCCAAUCAAUAUCAGUUACUCAUCUCAGCUAAGCAAGAGGGUAUUGCAUAACAUACUGCCAAGACUGACAUCCUUAAGGGCAUUAUCAUUGUCUCAUUACAAGAUUAAGGAGUUGCCAAAUGACUUCUUUAUCCAAUUAAAGCUCCUCAGAUUUUUGGACCUUUCUUGGACACAUAUUGAAAAGUUGCCAGAUUCUGUUUGUGUAUUGUAUAACUUGGAGACACUUCUCCUGUCACAUUGUGUUAAUCUUGGGGAGCUACCGCUGCAGAUGGAGAAAUUGAUCAACUUGUGUCACCUCGAUAUAAGCCACACUUCUCUCUUGAAGAUGCCGAUACAUCCGAGCAAGUUGAAAUGUCUCCAUGUGCUAGUGGGAGCCAAGUUUCUUCUUGAUGGUCAUGGUGGUUUGAGAAUGGAAGAUUUGGGUGAAGUACAUAACUUGUAUGGAUCUCUAUCAAUUCUAGAGUUGCAAAAUGUGGUUGAUAGAAUGGAAGCUCUGAAGGGAAAUAUAAAUGGAAAGAAAAAUGUUGAGAAGUUGUCUUUGGAGUGGAGUGGAAGUAGUACUGCGGACAAAUCACAAACUGAAAGAGCCAUACUUGAUGGGCUACGCCCAUACACAAACAUAAAAGAACUCCAAAUCACUGGAUAUAGAGGGACAAGAUUUUCAGAUUGGCUAGCUGAUCCUUCGUUUAGUAAGCUUGUAGAAUUAUCCCUUAGCAACUGCAAGGAAUGUGAUUCCUUGCCAGCACUAGGACAACUCCCUUCUUUGAAAUUUCUUUCCAUUAGAAAGAUGCAUGGAAUAAUAGAGGUGACGGGAGAAUUCUAUGGCAGUUCAUCAUCCAAAAUGCCUUCUAACUCUCUUGAGAAGCUUGAAUUUGAAGAUAUGGGGGAGUGGAAGCAAUGGCACAGUCUAGGAAUUGGCGAGUUCCUCAUGCUUGAGAAGCUUUCAAUUAAAAAUUGUCCGAAGUUGAUGGGGAAGUUACCUGAAAAUCUUGUUUCUCUGAAAGAAUUGAGAAUUUUAGAGACACCUCUUUUUGAAGGAAUGAAGCAGAUUGUUGAAUUAUAUGUUGGUGAUUGUAACUCUCUUAAUUACCUCCUUACCUUUUAGGAUACUGCCGAGUACCUUGAAGAGAAUGAGGAUAACUGGUUGCCACGAUCCGCCAGUUGGUGAGAUGAGUUAUUG